CUUAUUGAUAGUAUUUUGAAAGGAAAAGUUGUAAAUGUAAACCAAUGUGCACUAACUAUUUAAAAUAUUGUUAAAUUUCACAUACUUUUUGAAUACUACAAAUGUAUAAAUGGCAUUUUGUUAAACACGAAACCGAGCAAUAUUUCGUCAAUUUAACUAAUCCAUUAUAACCUCUUGAUACGUAAAGAAUUAUGACUUACUAAUUCUUUCGGACUUAGUACAAAACCCCUCGUAUAAAACACUUUCAGUUCAAUUGUCGGAAAUGAAAUGAAAUCAAUUAACUGCAUUAACAUCAAUUAACUGCAAUACAUUGUGAAUUACAAUCCAACAUUCUGCGUCGCAGCCUUCUUUUAUAUAGCUAUUUAUUUAUCCUUUUGUAUUUCAACGACUGGCCGAUUCUGGACAGACGAGCAUUUGAAGAUGUCCCAGGAAAUUUUAGGCACUGAUGUGAGCCCAUUUUAUCAGCAAGUGCAAAAAGAGUUCGGAAAAACCAAAGCUGAAGUAUGCAAAUGUGUGGAAAUGCUUCUGAAAUGGACAGAGGAAGGAGUUCGGCAUCGAGAAGCACCUCCCAUUAAUUAUUGCUUGUUUUGUAUUGUUGCUUGCAACUUCAGCCUGGAAGAAGUCAAAAAAAGAAUUGAUAUGUAUUACUACAUCCCCUUGAUAAUGCCCAAAGUUUAUUCUGUCCAUCCUCUUUCCGUGGAGCUCUUGCAACACAGCAAAGUUACAUAUUGUGUUUUUCUACCUAAAUAUACCCAGAACUGUGAACGCGUAAUUUUCAUGCAAUUGAACCCCAAUUAUCAACCAGAAGAGUUCAAACAUGAAUUUGUUCUGAUUCAGUUUGUACACAUAUUAGAGUUAAUAUUGCAAGAAGCUGAAUGUUACAACUGGCACAUUGUUUUUGAUUGGAUUGGAGCUAGAUCGGAACAUAUUAAAAAGCUGAAUCCCAGGGUUAUUAAGGAUUUUGCACUUUGUUUCGAGGAAGUGUAUGCCAACAGAGUUGCUUCAAUAUGUGGCAUCAAUUUUCCUCCCUUUUUAGAUACCAUGCUCAGAACAAUUUUCCUUCCUUUUUUGUCUGAAAAAUUGAAAAGUAAGGUUAAAAUAUGCAAGAACACAGACAUCCUUUUUGAAAUGUUCGAUAAAUCAAUUAUACCUAAGGAUUUCGGUGGUGAAGAACAAUCACUAGAGGAAUUGCGAAUUCUGAUGAUAAAAAAAUUUGAAGAUGCGAAAGCAAUAUUUGAUAAAAUUCAAGAUAUGGCAAAUUCCAAGGUUGAAAUGCCAGAUUGGUUCAUGGAAUUUUUGGAAUCCUGCAGAGAUUUCCGAAGUUUUACUAUAGAUUAACUGAGCCCAAUACAUCGGCUAAAUCAUCGAUUACAUUUGAUAUACUCAGUUCAUUCAAUGCAUAAGGUUGUCUAUGUCAUAAAUAAGUAUUAUAGGAACACUAUUAGUUUUAUAACAGAUAUUCGAACUAUAUGAGAAAAUUAAGUGUUUUUGUAAUGGAAUAAUAGUAACAAAAAUUGGUUUUGUUA
Dendroctonus ponderosae (mountain pine beetle) is the source of this 1526-nucleotide messenger RNA. RefSeq lists its product as uncharacterized. The transcript has 6 exons. The coding region runs from base 421 to 1338 and encodes 305 amino acids. Gene Ontology annotation, cellular component: membrane. Gene Ontology annotation, molecular function: phosphatidylinositol bisphosphate binding. The record is from RefSeq and is a predicted model, not a curated record. NCBI's taxonomy places the organism in Eukaryota, Metazoa, Arthropoda, Insecta, Coleoptera, Curculionidae.